GCUGCUGUAUUGCUGAAGUCUGUAAUUAGUUCACCCAGUCUUCCAGACCGUGUGCUCCAUGCUCUGAGACCAGGAGACCUUGAUGUUCUGAAAUGAAGAUGGAGGUGGUAGGAAAAGCAGAAGACCUUGUUGAUUUGGAAGUUCCACCAAAGACUUCUGAAAAGCAAGAGACUGCUCCUGAUGAAGACAGACCUAUAGAACUGGAGAUGCCAACUCGGAAAGCCCCCAUGCCUGCUGCAGCAGACUUUGCGGUGCUUUCGUCGAUGCCUUGCUUACUGAUGGAACUGAGGCGAGACUCAUCGGAGUCUCAGCUAGCAUCUACAGAGAGCAAUAAUCCAGUGGGUGGUCGAGUUUGUGAGAGUGACUCUUCUAAUCAUUGCAUGCUUUCCCCUUCUUCCAGUGGGCACUUGGCUGACUCAGAUACGUUGUCUUCCGCAGAGGACACUGAGCCCUGUCAAGCUGAAGCUGCAGUAGAGGGAGACCCUUCUGCGGUGUCUGGGGCCGCAGUUGGGAGGAAAUCCAGGCGAUCCAGGUCUGAAAGUGAAACUUCAACAAUGGCUGCCAAGAAAAACCGACAGUCUAGUGAUAAGCAGAACGGUCGAGUGACCAAGGUAAAGGGUCAUCGAAGUCAAAAGCACAAAGAAAGGAUCCGGCUGUUAAGACAGAAACGGGAGGCGGCUGCUCGCAAGAGGUACAACCUGCUGCAGGACAGCAGUACCAGUGAUAGUGACCUGACGCGUGACUCCAGCACGAGUUCAUCAGGUGAUGACGAAGAGGUUUCAGGGAGCAGCAAGACAAUCACUGCAGAGAUAGCAGGUAGAGGAUGUUUUUUAAACUGAACUGUAAUGCAUCUGACAUUGUUUCUCAUCUGUCAUUGUAAAUUAGAUGAGUGACACUUAAGAAAAAACAAGAGAACUGCAGCUCUGUGUAAAUUUGAAGACUGCAGUAUGUUAACAAGACGGGCAGAUUUUAAAAUUUGUUCUGAGGUUUCAGUGCACUUUUGCACACCAACAAAGCGUAGAAAUGGUAAAUUGGAGGAAGGACUAUCCUUGAAUUCUGGAAUUUUCAGAUCCUUUCCUUUUAAGCCUAUAUGAACUCCUACCAGUGCUGUCAAAUCCCAUUAGAUGGUGAUAGUCUAAUAAAUACAUCCUUAAGAUAAUUGGCUAGCUUUGCUUUAAUAUGUUAAGAUUGCAGCUCAGCAGCUGUGUCGGUCAUCACAUG
This is a messenger RNA of Mesitornis unicolor (brown roatelo), 1221 nucleotides long. RefSeq lists its product as uncharacterized. Gene Ontology annotation, biological process: ubiquitin-dependent protein catabolic process. The transcript has a single exon. Gene Ontology annotation, molecular function: ubiquitin protein ligase activity. Lineage: Eukaryota; Metazoa; Chordata; Aves; Mesitornithiformes; Mesitornithidae. Bases 93 to 839 code for a protein of 248 amino acids. The record is from RefSeq and is a predicted model, not a curated record.